GACAUUGCGUACGUGUGAAGCUGAUGCCUGUAUAAUGGGCGCGAAUGACAUGAUCGUAAUGGACAUGUAGCGUUAUUUCUUAAGGCUUCGCUGUUGUUUCAGAAGUGGUUUUGAUUUUGAUGUCCCAAAUGAUAAAUGAAUACUUUUUUAGUAUUCAAAUCUGCAUUUGAUAUAGCAGAGAAGAGGAGAGUGUGAAUUUUGAAGUCGCGAGGACGCGGGACAUGAUGCCACGAGACAACAUGACUUCCACUGUCCAGAAAAUCGCCAGACAGGCGCUGACGACCUUCCGCAACCCAUCCGUAUUGGGAGAGCACAAUAAAAAGUUUUUGGAAAAUCAGAGCAAGCUGAAAAGCCUCAUGGCGGAGGUAAGAGCGGCUGAUUUGAGGAUCGUUCCACGCAGCAUCGAAAGCGCCCCGAGUACCUCGCGCGUCGCGCCUCCAGUCACGUACAUGCACGUCUACGAGACCGACUCGUUCAGCAUGGGCGUGUUUUUGUUAAAAACAGGCGCUUCUAUACCUCUGCACGAUCAUCCAGGAAUGUAUGGCAUGCUUAAAGUGAUCUACGGAAAGGUCCGAAUUAGCUGUUUCGACAGGUUGGAUAAACCCAGAGACGGUGACAGUGGUGUGCAGUUCAACCCUCCGUUAAUGCCCUUACAGAGAAGCUCCCUGCGACCCACAGUGCUGAAAUCAGUGGGGGAAUACACGGAAGAAAGCGCCCCGUGUGUGCUGUCACCUCAGACGGACAAUAUCCAUCAAAUAGACGCUGUGGACGGACCAACCGCAUUCAUUGACAUAUUGGCACCGCCGUAUGACCCAGAUGAUGGGAGAGACUGCCACUACUAUAAAAUCUUACAUGCCCAUUCUGAAGCUGCUGAUAAAAACAACCAAGCACAGGAACAGGGUGACUUAUGGCUUAUGGAAAUACCACAGCCUAGUGAAUUCUGGUGUGGUGGUGAACCUUACCCAGGGCCUAAAGUGUCCCUCUGAAGAAACUGAUUAUAAGCACGUGAUGAUUAAAGACAUUUCAUGUUCUUAUCUUUGCCGUACGGACAGGCCUUCAUUAAGUGGAGUGUGUUGUAUUUGAAAUGCAUCUUGACCUGUCGUACAACACUUUUGCACAGUUGCACCUGUGCUUAGCUGCUGUCAUUGAACUCAGACUUUUACAACCACUGAUCUUGUUGAGGGAUUACUUUUGUCCGGUUCACUGGUGUAAUUUGAAUAGGCUGUGAUUUGUAUUUAAAUAGGUACCGUAUACACCAUUGGAUAAUUCCCUUAACACUUCUAAGAAUUAUUAAAAUGAAAUAUUUACUUGAGCACUUACUGCUUUUAAAACUUUAAAAUAUGCAAAAUGUUACAUUUAAUAACUGCAUUCUGUUAUGCAGAAUGCAUAAUAAAACCUAAGACAAUGA
Molecule: messenger RNA, 1408 nt
Organism: Misgurnus anguillicaudatus (oriental weatherfish)
Lineage: Eukaryota; Metazoa; Chordata; Actinopteri; Cypriniformes; Cobitidae
Product: 2-aminoethanethiol dioxygenase
Cellular component (GO): mitochondrion
Molecular function (GO): oxidoreductase activity, acting on single donors with incorporation of molecular oxygen, incorporation of two atoms of oxygen
Source: RefSeq, a predicted model, not a curated record